UUUAUAGAAACACUUGACACUUUUAUGAAAUCUGACCUCACAUACUCUUUAAUGCAAAUUUAAUGCACUUUUUCUUUUUCAAAAACUACCCACCUUUUCAAUUCAAUUCCCCCCCUCUCUUGUUUUUGCUUUCUCUUCUGUUUUCAUCUUCGUUGGCUUUACCAUGGAUUCAUCUGAAAUUAUUCUCAAAGUCCGCAACCAGGAGGGACGCGUAAAGAAUUUUCGUAUCAGGCAAGACAUGAAGAUUUCCAAGCUUAUCGAUAAUUAUUGUAAGAAUCACCAAUUAGAACCCGGUGCUGUAGAUUUUUUAUACAACGGAGAACGCUUUAAAAGAGAUAAAACACCAGCAGAGCUCAAUAUGAAGGACGGUACCUCCAUUGACGCCAUGAUCCACCAGUUCGGAGGUGGUUGCAGGGCCUUUUGAGUUCGUGUUGGAAAAAAGCUAGGCAGCCAUGUCAUAUCUAGAUCCAUAACUACAUAGUAACUAACUCAGUAGCUGAAUUAAGUUUGUCUUAGAUGUGAAAAGCCAGCUAGGUACAAUUCUAGAACUUCUUUUGUGAUAUUAUUUCAUGUUUUUCUAAGCAUUAGAUAUGAAUAGUUGGGUGCAUCAAAUGAACUUGAAUUAUGAUAUGGCAUGUUUAUCAGAUUGAUGUGUGCUCAAAUGAACUAAUGGUAAUGAAAUGGUUGCUUUUAAUCGCAUAAUACCACUACAUUUUGCGAGAA
Molecule: messenger RNA, 723 nt
Organism: Mercurialis annua (annual mercury)
Lineage: Eukaryota; Viridiplantae; Streptophyta; Magnoliopsida; Malpighiales; Euphorbiaceae
Product: small ubiquitin-related modifier 2-like
Exons: 3
Coding region: 164-424 (86 amino acids)
Biological process (GO): protein sumoylation
Cellular component (GO): nucleus
Molecular function (GO): ubiquitin-like protein ligase binding; protein tag activity
Source: RefSeq, a predicted model, not a curated record